Molecule: messenger RNA, 3629 nt
Organism: Mesocricetus auratus (golden hamster)
Lineage: Eukaryota; Metazoa; Chordata; Mammalia; Rodentia; Cricetidae
Gene: Xpc
Product: XPC complex subunit, DNA damage recognition and repair factor
Exons: 16
Coding region: 71-2830 (919 amino acids)
Biological process (GO): nucleotide-excision repair; mismatch repair
Cellular component (GO): nucleotide-excision repair factor 2 complex; XPC complex; nucleus
Molecular function (GO): single-stranded DNA binding; damaged DNA binding
Source: RefSeq, a predicted model, not a curated record
GGGGCGGAGUGAGCACGCCGAGACUCGCUGCGGCCGGCCGCGGUAAUCAGGAGUGGCGCUGAGCGGCAGCAUGGCUCCAAAACGUCCUGCAGGCGGAAGGCGGCGGGGGCGCGGCCGAGAAGCCGAGAACAACAAAGCAUCCCGGCCUGAGGAGAGCUACGCGGAUGAUUUUGAAGAUGAGAAACAGAAACCCCCAAAGAAGUGCGUUCUCUCCAAAGUUUCCCAAAGAAAAAGGAAGAGAGGCUGCAGUGAUCCAGGAGACCCCACAAAGGGUCCAUCAAAAAAGAAAGCGACCAAAGCCACUACUAAAUCUGAGAAUCUCAAGGCUCCAAAAGAGGAAGUUCUCAGCGAUGAGGACGACUUCAGGGACUCUCCAGGUGACUGUAAGAAGUCAAAGAAGCACCCAAAGAGAGAGGAUGAAGGCAGUGAUGAAGAUGAGGACAGCGAGGAUGACUGGGAGGAGGUGGAAGAACUUACUGAGCCUGUGCUGGACACUGAAGAAAAUCCCGCCACCUUACAGUCUGUCCUGCCUGUGAAGGCAGUGGAGAUAGAAAUUGAAACACCGGAGCAGGCGAAGGCACGGGAGAGAAGUGAGAAGAUGAAGAUGGAGCUGGAGACGUACCUGCGGAGGAUGAUGAAGCGCUUCAAUAAGGAAGUUCAGGAGAACAUGCACAAGGUUCACCUAUUGUGCCUGCUGGCCAGUGGCUUCUAUCGAAAUAGCAUCUGCCGCCAGCCAGAUCUGCUGGCCAUUGGCCUCUCAAUCAUCCCAACUCACUUUACCAAGGUGCCACUUCAAGACAGGGACAUCUGCUUCCUCUCAAACCUGGUGAAGUGGUUCAUUGGAACCUUCACAGUCAAUGAGGAUCUUUCGGCCAGUGAGCAGGACAGCCUGCAGACAACCUUGGAGAGGAGAAUCGCCAUUUACUCUGUGAGGGAUGAGGAGGAGUUGGUUCAUAUAUUUCUUCUGAUUCUUCGGGCUCUGCAACUGCUCACACGACUGGUGUUGUCUCUACAGCCCAUUCCACUGAAGUCAUCUGUGACAAAGGGGAAGAAAUCUUCCAAGGAGACAUCCUUAGAGAGUCCUGGAGGCUCUUCAGAACCUUCCAGUCAAGUUCUAGAAAGCCACAACAGACCCAAGACCAGCAAAAGAAUCAAACAAGAGGAAACCUUUCCUGAGGACAGUGACAAGACAAAUGCCAGAGGAAAGAGAAGCAAGGCUGUGGGCAGCAGGCAGAGGAGAAAGCCCUCCGGCAGUGAGGGAGAGGAAGCCAAGCCGAAAACCCAGAGCCGUGUACAUGCCCGGCAGCGGCGGGUGACCGCCAAGGUGUCUUACAAAGAGGAGAGUGGGAGCGAUGAGGACAGCAGUGGCUCUGAUUUUGAACUCUCCAGCGGCGAAGGCCAGCAUUCCUCUGAUGAGGAUCGAAAGCAGAAGAGGACCCCAGUUCCUCAGAGGACAAAGGCCAGGUCCCAGAGUGCCUCCAAGCAUGACCCACCAAGUUUUCCAGCAGCAUCUUCAAGCUCUUCAGGCAGCAAGAGAGGCAAGAAGGUUUCCAGUGGUGGCGAAGAGACAGGAGAUAGGAAAGCCGCUGGUGUUGACCAGUGGCUGGAGGUGUUCUGUGAGCCACAAGCAAAGUGGGUGUGUGUGGACUGUGUGCAUGGUGUGGUGGCCCAGCCUCUGACCUGUUACAAAUAUGCCACCAAACCCAUGACCUAUGUUGUAGGCAUUGACAAUGAUGGCUGGGUCCGAGAUGUCACUCAGAGGUAUGACCCAGCCUGGAUGACUGCAACCCGCAAGUGCCGGGUUGACGCUGAGUGGUGGGCUGAGACCUUGAGACCCUAUCAGAGCCCACUUAAGGAGAGGGAGAAGAAGGAAGACCUGGAGUUUCAGGAGAAGCACCUGGACCAGCCUUUGCCCACCUCCAUCAGCACAUACAAGAACCACCCUCUCUAUGCCCUGAAGCGUCACCUCUUGAAAUUCCAGGCCAUCUACCCAGAGACAGCUGCAGUCCUUGGGUAUUGUCGGGGAGAAGCUGUCUACUCCAGGGAUUGUGUGCAUACUCUGCACUCCAGGGACACAUGGCUGAAGCAAGCAAGAGUGGUGCGACUUGGAGAAGUGCCCUACAAGAUGGUGAAAGGCUUCUCCAACCGUGCCCGGAAAGCCCGGCUUUCGGAGCCCCAGCUGCAUGACUACAAUGACUUGGCCCUCUAUGGUCACUGGCAGACAGAAGAGUAUCAGCCCCCUGUGGCUGUAGACGGGAAGGUGCCUCGGAAUGAGUUUGGGAACGUGUAUCUCUUCCUGCCCAGCAUGAUGCCUAUCGGCUGUGUCCAGAUGAACCUGCCUAACUUGCACCGUGUGGCCCGCAAGCUGGGCAUCGACUGCGUGCAGGCCAUCACUGGCUUCGAUUUCCAUGGAGGCUACUGCCAUCCAGUAACUGAGGGUUACAUUGUCUGUGAGGAAUUCAAAGACGUGCUGCAGGCUGCUUGGGAGAACGAACAGGCCAUCAUUGAAAAGAAGGAGAAGGAGAAGAAGGAGAAGCGGGCGCUGGGGAACUGGAAGCUGCUGGUCAGAGGACUGCUCAUCAGAGAGAGGCUGCAACUCCGAUACGGGGCCAAGAGCGAGGCAGUGGCUUCCCAUGCAGAUGCAGGAGGUGGACUCUCUUCUGAUGAAGAGGAAGGGACCAGCUCACAGGCAGAAGCAGCAAGAGUCCUGGCUGCCUCCUGGCCACAAAACCGAGAAGCUAAAGAAGAGCAGAAGCCUGAGUGCUCUAAGAUGACCCGGAAGAGGCGGGCGGCAGAGGCUUCCCAUCUCUUCCCAUUUGAGAAGCUGUGAAGUGCCUGUCCACCAGGCCAGGCGGCAGUUCUUGUCUGUGCAGAAGGCAGACACCUGAUGGCCUGGGAACUACAGGCCAAAUGGAAGUUAUGCUGCAGAUCUGUCUGAUGCCAGCCCAGCCAGAUCCCCAUGGGAUGGUCCUGGAAGCUGCCCAGAACCCACUCUGGGGUUUGGAACACUUUCCUGGGAGAUACUUUCUGACCCGUGGACCUUGGUAUUCCCAUCUUUGGAAAUGUGAGCUUGUUUUGGAGAGUCUUAUCUGUUGUCCCAGCUGGCUUCAAAUUCAAAAUCCCCCUGCCUUAAACCAAGGGCUGACUGAUAUAACAGGCAUAUGCAACCAUGCCUAGCCUGUUUUUUACUUCAUUUUUUAAAUAGAAACCACUGGGAAAUUCUGGGUAUUGGAGCAUUGAGGACACACACACCCUUCUUUCGUGCUGUUCACACCUGAGAUGCUUUGCUCUCCUCUCCUGCAGGUCCCGGGGCAUUUGCUUUUCAGGCCUUACUUUUCCAGUACUGCCCGGUGCUCUUUUGUCAGAGACGCAGGAUAUCUCUUGUCAAGGCACUUUUGGGAUUGAUUUUACAGUUGUAGAAGACUAAAACAAAGAGCUAAAAUCAAGAAAGAAAAGGAAAAACAAAUGGAGAAUUAUGAAAAUAGCAAAGACUAGUUAGACUACAUUUUGUUCAUUUCUGGAUACAUUUAUUCUGUACGAUACAUUUACUUAGCUGCUAUAUGCCAGCUACUCAGGAGAAAGCCCUUUUAUAAAACCUUGACAGAAAAUAAAGCAUUUACCUAAAAGCA